AUGCAGGAGCGGAAGAGCGUCGAUCAACAUAUUGUACAGACGCUGACCUCAAAGCAUCUUCGGUACAUAUGUAGCUAUACAGAUCCAGUGUUGUCUAUGUCCAUUUCUCCCCACACAUCUGACCCCCCUGGUGUCCUCAUACGCCAUCAAAAGCGCGUUUCUGUUAAUGGAGUCACACUAUCGUCAGCUGCUUCUCCAUACCAUGUACAGUGGUAUACUGAGCAGCGUCUUUUUCUCCACUCGUACAAGCCAGGGGCAUCUACCUUUACUAACGUCCUACAAUUAAUUGAUAUCGAACUGGAUAAGACUAUCGACUCCAUUGCAAUUACUUUCAACGAUACCACCUCUGCCCCAGCCGAAGUUACUGACUGUCCGUGCACCACAUGUAGCAAGGACAUGCAGACCUUUCUCGUAGGAGGAAAGACCAUGCAGGCUAUUGAUAUCCGAACCAAGAAAAGACUCUUUGUUAGUAACUCUGCCCCAGUUCGCGCGCUAGCCCUCUACUCCAAGACUCCCUACAGCAUUUUCUACUUGGCUGGCCAUCAGUAUCUGUCCCUGUUUACAAUGGAUCUCCGAACCCAGAAGGAGAUCUUGCUAUUCCCCAAGGCGACCCAGACCUCCGCCAAAUUAGCUUUAGAAGUCUGUCCACAUUUAGAAAGUAAGACAUUGCUAUAUACCAUCCAAUCAGACAGAUUAUUUACAGUCGUUGGUCAUCAUGCACGUAACAAUGAUAACAAUAAUGGACUCGAUACGAAAUCCACAGCGUCUUUAAUGUCACGUGUGGCAAAACAUCCCAGUGAAACCUUCACCUGGCUUCACAGCAUACUAUGUUACAAUAAUACCUUGGUGUCUCCAUAUCUUGUGUGCAGUAGAACGGAAAGUAGAUUAGCUCUGUUGAAUGCUACAAGCACUGAGUCUGAACACGAAGGUCUCGACCCCUUACUGUGCAGUAACAUUGCCAGUAGAAACACCUCUUUGAGGUUAGGAUCUGCUAUAUCAAGGGCAUGCUCUGCAGCGGCAGCCCGGGAUGUCCUCGCGGUCGCCAUUGAUGGGGGCGUGUAUGCAACGUCUACCUUUUGA
Messenger RNA from Giardia duodenalis, 1080 nucleotides. RefSeq lists its product as uncharacterized. The transcript has a single exon. NCBI's taxonomy places the organism in Eukaryota, Fornicata, Diplomonadida, Hexamitidae. The record is from RefSeq and is a predicted model, not a curated record. Bases 1 to 1080 code for a protein of 359 amino acids.